AUAUACACAGGCUUUAGACAAUAACAAAUAGAGCAGGUGCAGACAAUAUUGACAAGGCCAUAGAAGACGAUGCAGGCUUUGCAACUAAGUAGAGAGCAACGGUUGUCAAUAAUAACACUUCCAAAGCCACAGAUAGUAAAUCCAACAGACGUUCAAAUUAGGGUUGCAUUCUGCGCUGUGUGUGGUACAGACCUUCACAUUAUAAAAAAACAUGUGAUUCCGUUUGAGAAAUUCGAGUAUGAAUCGAGAAUCCUCGGACAUGAAUUCACAGGAAUUGUAACCGCUAUUGGAGAGACUGUACGUAGUGUAUGCAUAGGAGAUAGGGUUGCAAUUGAUCCCAACACCAGCUGCGGGCGUUGCAAAUUCUGUCUAAGGGGACGUCCGAACCAUUGUGAAAAAUAUGGGAAAAUGCUCAAUAGAUCGAAUGGUGGCCUCGCCGAGUAUGUGGUAAUAUCAGAGCCCCAGGUCUACAAGCUGAGCAAAGAUGGUGGGUUAGGACUCGCAGAGGGUGUCAUCUGUGAGCCGAUGUCUUGUAUAGUCAGAGGUUGGGAUAUUAUCAAAUCUAGAGCUUCCAGUGAUUCCAGAGUUUUGAUAAACGGAGCGGGUAUCAUUGGCUUACUAUGGACAUCGAUGUUGUAUAUGAAAGGCUUCCGAAACAUCACCGUAUCAGAACCAUCCGAGUUCAGAAGAGAAAUCACCAGGAAACUCGGGUUGAACAUCAAAGUUAGAUCACCCACUGAUAGCAAUCAAUGGACAGAUCGUUAUGACCUGAUGGUGGAUUGCAGCGGUUCUUCCAAGGCGAUUGAAGCUGGUCUCGAGCGUAUGGAGUACGGUGGUGCUGUAAUGAUGUUUGCUGUGUACGCCAAGGAUAGUCAACUGCAACUGGACUUGUCUUAUAUCCAGAAAAGGGAACUCACAGUUAUGGGAUCAAUUAUAGACCCAUUCACAUACAAACGGAGCGUCACACUUGUUGAAGAUAUGUACAAGUCAAAUAUGUUAAACUUUGACAAAUUAGGAGUGAAAGUUUAUUCUUUCGAAGAUUUUGAAGCAGCAUUUAAAGAUUUGGAUGAGAGGACCAUCUCAAAAGCUGUGUUCAAAAUUCAGUGACCAGUUAAUCAAACAUUAAACUGCAGAACACACUAGAUAGUAUCGAUAAGAGUAUUUCUCGAUUCAGCCAUUGCUUUUAGCUUAUGGGAUCUAUGAUGAAUAAAAAAGAAAUGAGACAACAUUUUUAAAUAUACUUUUCAUAUGAGAGGUUUAGCAGCAUAAACGAUUGUAAAGGGUUGUACAAUAAAGAUUGUACUGGAUUUGUACUUGUUACUUUAUUUUGCUGCAGAUUGGUUUUGCCAAGGGCACCAUACUAAUUAGAAAUAUAUUUUAUAGAUUGAAUCGAUAGCUUGUUAUGCAUAAUGUACAAAUACUAUGACGAAAAACAUAGGAACCUCCAUAUGAAGGGGAGAGAUUAAAAUUGUGCGUUGUAUUUCGCUUCAUUUUUCCCUUUCUCUAAUUUUACA
This is a messenger RNA of Owenia fusiformis, 1514 nucleotides long. Lineage: Eukaryota; Metazoa; Annelida; Polychaeta; Sabellida; Oweniidae. The record is from the annotation of a GenBank genome assembly.